Messenger RNA from Branchiostoma floridae (Florida lancelet), 2077 nucleotides. RefSeq lists its product as uncharacterized. Gene Ontology annotation, cellular component: membrane. The record is from RefSeq and is a predicted model, not a curated record. Gene Ontology annotation, molecular function: GTP binding. Bases 120 to 773 code for a protein of 217 amino acids. Lineage: Eukaryota; Metazoa; Chordata; Leptocardii; Amphioxiformes; Branchiostomatidae. The transcript has 3 exons.
AGAAACAUGAUGUCUGCACAAUCAUAUCAGUUCUAUAGUCAUUUUCAUACUUUCUUUCUUUAACUAUCUUUCCUCCUUGUUUACAGGAACAUCUGCACAAAGCAGGCAGUGAGGAGGUGAUGGCUGCAAACAGCACCUUCAUCAUCAGUGAUCAAGCUGAUGAUUUGCUGAUGGGAAAGUUUGAUGCAGCCAGGCUGAAGAUAGCAAUCCUGUCUCAGUUCAAUGACUUGCAACAGCAGGCCUUUGUGAUUUGCUGUCCGGACAUGUCACCAGACUUUGUGAUUGAAAAGUCAAGAGUGCUGAAGAAGAUGGCAUGGGUCCAGGCUGUCGAUGCCAUGGAUGUCAACCAGGGACCUUGCCUGUUGGUUGAAACACCAGUGAAGAUAGCAAUGGCCAGGGAACUCUGCAAGCGGGCCCAGAAGUGUUUUGGACUUGACGAGGAUUCCCUCACCAAGCUAGCAGCAAUAUCUGGUACAGACGUACAAGAUCUGAAGAUCUUUGUGCAAAGAAAUCUUCCCAUGUGCACAAAGUUGUUGUCAGAUGACACAGACUGUGCCCCUCCAGAUAACAUCCGUACCUUAGCAAGCCUGCUGUCAAAAAACAGCAGCACUCUUCUGACCCUUGGGCUGGCAAACUGGUCAUUCACAACAACCAUUCCUGUCAUGGGAUUUGGUGGGAAGGCACUGAAUAUUGUUGUCUACUUCUUGUGUAGGAUGAUUGACGAACAAGCAGAGUGUGCAAAGGACCUGCACAACUUUGCAUUCAACAAGUAAUUACAAACUUUAAGACUUUGUAAGGACUUACUAAGAAGAAUGUGCUAUGUUGAUCGUUGAGUUUUACAUGCUCUAUAGCACAUAUGCCAGCUUCAAUUUCUAGGGAAAAGCAAUGGCAUAACUCUUUCGAAAUGUAACUUACUGAGCUACUGAGUAACGUAAAAUGCAAGAUGAAGUCAGCUGACCUGACCAAGCAGCCAGAACAUAUCAGGUUUAUGUUAUCAUAUCAUAUUUCUAAGAACUAAGCUGUCAAAGCACUGUGGUAUCUCUUGAAAACUUUUAAUCUGCUGCACUUGUAAUUGAAUAGCAGCACACUAAGAUUAUCAAAUAUACACUGUCACAGUGAGUGAACAUGCACAGAAUCUUUGAAGUAUUGUAGUUUUAGUUGUGUUUUUAAAAUCAUUGGUUCAUUAUCAAAGAGCAUAUUACUAUGGUGACAUUUUGUUUAUUAAGAACAUCUUGCUGUAAUUUGUAACACAUCUUUGGUAAGUAGGCAGUAAGUCAUAUUUUCACAUGAAAUUGCACAAGACAAUUGACAGACAAGGUGUGAUUAAAAAACACAAAAAUGUACAGAUGGUUGGCUACUUAAUGUUAGCACUAAUUCAUGUUUGUUACUAUGAAAAAAUUCAUAAAAUGAUCAUGUAUGAUACACAUUAGUGUUAUAGGUUAAUACAUGUAAUUGGAAAACUGGAAAUGUGCACCUUUAAGUCAUCUGUUAUUUAACCUAUUGCUUGCUGUUCCCCAGUUUGUCAGUGAUGUUGAAUCAGUCAUCUUCUAUGUUAAUGGAUGGAUCAAAGUUGUGAGCCAGGAUCCUCACCUACAGAACAGUUAAAUACAUUUUAGUGUGCUUGUCUUAUUAGUCCAAGUAUUAAAUAUACUAAGCAAUGUUUAAAGACUAACAGGUUAUUGAAUAUACAUCAUUUAACUGAAAUAAAUGAAUAAUGAUUCUAUUGGUUUAAGGGGAGUUUGAGUUGAAUCAAUUCAAGCUAUAAUUUGGACAUUUCAAGGUACUAGUAUUUGGCUGCAAUAUUCAGAUACAGAUAUUAUUCUCCAAACAUGACAAAAUCUACAUUCCUAAUGUAUUAGUGAUUAUUACUACGAUGUAUAUAAUUGUAUAUUGGAAAAAUGAACUACACAUAUACGGAAUGUCAUAUUCAAGUUCAGUAAUUUAGUAAUUCAGAUUUUGACAUAUAUUUAAACCAGAAUCUUAUGAUACCUGCAAAAACUGAAAUCACAGCAAAAAUGUAGCAUACAAAGUAAUGAUAAAGCUCAACGGUAUACAAAAAUAAAGAUGUUGGGCCUUA